This is a messenger RNA of Protopolystoma xenopodis, 2232 nucleotides long. The record is from the annotation of a GenBank genome assembly. Lineage: Eukaryota; Metazoa; Platyhelminthes; Monogenea; Polystomatidea; Polystomatidae.
AUGCUGAGGUUCUUACGCGGAGGUUUUACUUACGGUCAUAGUGAGGCUUGGAGAACUGACUGUCAGAACUUUCCGGUGAGACAAGACGCUGUCGUAGUUGCGCAGAGAGGUCAUGCUGAAUUAGCUCCCGUGAAGUUUUGCGCCAAAAACGGUCUCGCGCUCAGUGCGGCAAUGGAAGAGCUGCAAUCCAACAUUUGUUAUGUUCCGACUCGUGAUAGUAAAUCGGAUCAUAUGCGUUCCAAUUCAGAGAAUGCAGGGUCAACUCACAUCGGUCUCUUAGUUCCUACUCCUACUCAUCAAUCGACAUUGUCUUCCCAGCUCGGCCAUGUGUUGUCUCGAGAGUCCAGUGAUCCGGCUAUCUCAACUUCCAGUGAUCGGGUAGGCUCAAAAACCUCAGCUAAUGCCAGCGUUUCUGAUUCACCUUCAGCAAUGGCUAUGGCGGCAGCUGCGGCUGCGGCUGCAGCAGCGGCUGCUGCUGAGGCCAGUGAUCACCGGCAGCACGCCAAUGUACACACGCACUCACAUAACCAGCACCAAGAGGAGGCUUUGGCUGCUUAUGCCGCGGCUGCCUCGAUGAUGACUGCAGCACAACAGGCACACCAGGUCCGUGCUUACUAUGAUCAGUGGGCCUCAUCAAUAUUUGGAUCGUUGGCAGCAGGUCAAGCGCCUGAUGCUGCGGCUGCUGCCGCCGCUGCUGCUGCAGCGGCGGCUGCCCACUAUCAACAUCAACAUCAACAACCUGCCCAUGAUCAAGCAAGUGUUGACUGUAUCCAAACUCCUUACUCGGCACAAGGUAACUACUAUUGGCCUCAUGGAGGAGUCGAAUACUCCAGUGCAUAUUCAGGUUCAAAUCAAGAUCCAUUACAUCGCCAAAAGCAGCAACUUGAGAUGCGGGCAGAGUUAUCACAUGAUAUUUCCAGAUCCCCUCGCAAGACGCCAACCUCUGCUGCCUUAAGUCGCUCUGGGACAGGCCUAGCUGUAAGCGAGCCGCGGUCCACAGAGGCUGCCGCGGCUGCGGCCGCAGCAGCAGCUGCGGCUUCUCAUUGGCAUCGGUUUUAUUCAGAACACCAGCAGCUAAAUCAUCAACAGCACCAGCAGCUCAAUCUUGCUGCUCCACAAGUUGACCUUUCUGAAAAGCGCACACAUGUCCAACAUAUUUCACAGCACUCUACCCAACUGCAGCCGCAUCAUCACUCUCAACAGUCGGCCAAUUCCCUUGAUCAGGCUUCAAUAGAGGCCCAGUCUCAACAUCAACAUCAUAUUUCCCGGCACCUUCAGCAGCACUCUUACCUUCCUACUUUACCUCAAGGUCAUCUCAGCUAUCCAUUAGAGAUCGAGCCGAAUGACUGGCCUUCUGGCCCGGAGGCCCCAGCCGCUAUCGCAGCUGCUGCUUACUACGCCCAACAGCACAAUCACGAGCAGCAUCGUGACCACCAACAGCAGCAGCAGCAACAACAACAACAAUUCAGUCAGCAAUCCCCAUACCCUCACACUCAAACACAACAUCAACUACCACAAGGGAACUCUCAAGGAAAUAAUCAACUUCAACUCCAUCAAAGGCAAUCUCAACCUCAAGCACACAUAACAUCGACUGGUAGCCAGCGCUGUCAGACCUCUGUUUAUCUGGAUCGGACAGAUCUCACAUCUAACCCCAGUCGAGAUUCAAUCUCUUCUUCGUCUUCAUCUUCAUCUUCCUCUUCAUCCACAGCUGCAUCUAUGCUAGAAUAUUCUGCCUCUCAAACUGCAAAUACAACACCAAGAUACCAUCACAAUCAUCCUCAACUAGAUCAACCACGGCAGCAACCGCACACUGCCCAUUAUGUACAACACUCCAGUCCAACAUCACCAGCAGAGCAACAGCAGAGUCAUUUUCAACUUUAUUCUUCCAGAACACAUAUGCAGCAACAUCCGAAAGAGCAUACAAACUAUUCUCAGGAGCAACUCCGUGUUGCAUCUGGUUAUGAAGCUGCUGCUGCUAUGGCAGCUGCUGCGGCCUUUAACAAUGAAGUCUACUCACGGCGCUUCUACUCCGACGUCACGCCACCACUUGUUUCCAGUCAGGGCUCUUCUGGAAUUACACAUCCAAUAUCGAUUCGAAAGUUCUCCACUUUUUAUUCUUGGUUCAUCAACCGCAACCAUGGACAGUCGGCCACGAUCGCGCAAUCACCGCUGCAAUUGCUUUUGCAUACUCUUUUCCUUGCGCACCUUUCAUUAGCCGGUCACUUGGAGUAA